AUGUGUGCCUCGAUCACUACGGACAUUAGCAACUACGGGGCUCGGGGAAUGGGCGAUCCAAGCCAUACGAUGAAAGCCUUGACUUGGCAAGGGAAGAAUUCGGUUAAAGUUGUGGAUACGGCUCGCCCGAGGAUCAUCGAUCAAGGAGAUGUCAUACUUAGGGUGACGGGCAGUACUAUUUGUGGAAGUGACUUACACCUGUUCCACGAGGCCAUCGAAGAUCUCGAAAAAGAUGAUAUCCUCGGCCACGAGUUCUGCGGUAUUGUCGACACCGUGGGACCGGCAGUCAAGAAGGUCAAAGUGGGCGAACGCGCUGUGGCAUCCUUCCAAAUUGCCUGUGGAGAUUGUUAUUAUUGCAAGAAGAAGUUGUCCUCAAUGUGUGAGCGGACUAAUUCGAGCGAGCAUGCCAGCCAGUUAUAUGGGCGUCGAACAGCCGGUAUGUUUGGAUACUCCCACUUCACGGGGGGGUUCGCUGGCGGUCAAGCGGAAUAUGUUCGAGUCCCGUACGGGGACGUGAACCUCCUUAAGCUGCCCGACGACGUCCCUGAUGAAAAGGGUCUCUACCUUUCUGAUGUUCUGGGAACAUCUUGGAACGCCGUUGUUGACACUGGGGUUGAAAAGGGUGAUACUGUAGCAAUUUGGGGAGGUGGCCCAGUUGGACAAAUGGCCGCUGAAUUCAGCUUCUUCCAUGGCGCCAAAAGGGUUAUCCUUAUCGACGGUGGACUGGGAAAAUGGCGGCUAGAGCAUGUCAAGAAGAUUCUACCCAAGCUCGAGACAAUUGAGUAUACGAACCUUCCGAAGGGCGAGACUGUUACCUCGACUCUGAAGAAAAUGUGCGACGGCCGCGGACCCGAUGUGGCAAUUGAGUGUGCCGCCGGUGAGUAUACGAAAGGAUGGGCCCAUUACUUUGAAAGACUUCUGGGCAUGGAAACGGAUACGUCUGAACUCCUCAACGAGAUGAUUACUUCCGUCCGUGGAUUCGGGCGUUGUGGUGUCACCGGCGUGUAUACCGGUUAUUGCAACCAUUUCAACAUCGGCUCCAUGAUGGAGACCGGGGUCCAUCUCGCUGGUAAUGGACAAGCUCCUGUGCAAAAAUACUGGCACGACCUCUUGAAGUGUAUUCAGGAGGAGCGAAUUCAGCCACUCCAUAUGGUCACCCACCGGUUCAAGCUCGAGGACAUGGACAAGGUUUAUGAGCUAUACAAUAGGCGUGAACCGGGUGUCCAGAAGAUUUUCGUCCAGACAAAGUUUUCUGCGCCUCCGUCACCAGGAGCUCCUGCCUUGACAAAACUCUGA
Penicillium cinerascens is the source of this 1296-nucleotide messenger RNA. Its product is annotated as zinc-dependent alcohol dehydrogenase. The record is from RefSeq and is a predicted model, not a curated record. The transcript is spliced from 5 exons. The coding region runs from base 1 to 1296 and encodes 431 amino acids. NCBI's taxonomy places the organism in Eukaryota, Fungi, Ascomycota, Eurotiomycetes, Eurotiales, Aspergillaceae. Gene Ontology annotation, molecular function: oxidoreductase activity; zinc ion binding.